GGCGACGUUCCGCCUUUCGCUUUUCACACAAAACUUCUGUUUCCCGAAAAUCUUUUGCAUAUAAACCGGGACUGGACGGCACUUCUUGCAUUAACAAAUUUGGGUCUUCUUUUCUUUACUUCAACAAAUACGUAUAAAAUCACGCGCACGGGAUUACCACAUCCAUUACUAUCUUUACUAUUUCUUUUAACAUUCUUAGGAAAUGUAUUUAACAACUUCGGAUCAAAUAUUGAUAGGCUCACUGGCUGCUUCAUGCAUCACAUUUUUGAUUUCUCUCUCAGUUAUUGCUCUUAUUCUUCGAGAUGUCACUUCACUUUUUGGAGAGUUAGAAGUGGAAAUGUCCAGUUUAAAGUAUGACACAAAUUCCGCAUGGUCCGAUAUGUUACAUUUUCGCUCUGAAAUUACACAAAUUGAUCGAAUUCGAAGAGAUAUUAUGCAGCAAAAGGCAGAUUAUAGUGGAUAUCAAGCACAAGUGAUAGUUUCAGAUUUUGCAAACGAUGGAUCUGGAGAGUUUCCAGACGAAACACUUGAACUUCAGAGAACCGAGCCAAUGAUGCCAAGUUUCGGCCCAAUUUGCUCAUGUUUUACGCUACAAUCAUGCCCCUCUGGACCUGCUGGUCCACUUGGUGACCAGGGAAUUGAUGGAAUUGAUGGAAUUGAUGGUGUAGAUGGAUAUGAUGGAUUUGAUGCUUAUCCAAGUCCUCCAGCAAAACACUCAAAGGCUCCAUUCACUUGUCCCCGUGGUCCACCAGGAGACAUAGGAUCAGAUGGUCCACGUGGUAAAAGAGGUCUUCGUGGACCACGGGGUCGCCCUGGUAGACCAGGAAUUAAUGGAAAUCCAGGAUUCCCAGGAGAUAUGGGUGCACCUGGUCAACCAGGAGUAGAUGGAAUAGUUGGUGAACGAGGUGUUAAUGGUAUUGAUGGAGUGACAUAUAUUCCACGGCAAGGUGUGAAAGGGGCAAUGGGGCAACCAGGAAAUGAGGGUCAACCUGGAAAGAAAGGAAGGCCUGGUCUACCAGGAACUGAAGGAAUCAGAGGAUACGAAGGAAUGAGUGGAUUAAGAGGAAUUGAAGGUGUUGGCGGGCCACCAGGACCACCUGGACCACAAGGAACAAUAGGAGGAGAUGCGGCGUAUUGUCAAUGUCCAAACCGUGGUGACAAUAAAGUAGAGGAACUCGUCGGUCGCGGCUCUGGAGAGUCUCCGUUGUUUCGUUGAUCUUUAUUUGUAGUGUGCUUUGAUCUAAUAAACUUAACUAAUGAAUUGGUUGACCUAUUUCAACAUCACGUGGCCAUGUGACUUAUCUUCUUUCUUUCGAAUAAAAAAUUCAAAAUGUUUCAGCU
Molecule: messenger RNA, 1341 nt
Organism: Caenorhabditis elegans
Lineage: Eukaryota; Metazoa; Nematoda; Chromadorea; Rhabditida; Rhabditidae
Gene: col-153
Product: Nematode cuticle collagen N-terminal domain-containing protein
Exons: 4
Coding region: 203-1216 (337 amino acids)
Molecular function (GO): structural constituent of cuticle
Source: RefSeq, marked reviewed